Messenger RNA from Tarenaya hassleriana, 1945 nucleotides. RefSeq names its product endoglucanase 16. NCBI's taxonomy places the organism in Eukaryota, Viridiplantae, Streptophyta, Magnoliopsida, Brassicales, Cleomaceae. The record is from RefSeq and is a predicted model, not a curated record. The transcript has 7 exons. Gene Ontology annotation, molecular function: hydrolase activity, hydrolyzing O-glycosyl compounds. Gene Ontology annotation, biological process: carbohydrate metabolic process. Bases 199 to 1698 code for a protein of 499 amino acids.
CUAACCAUAAAAAGAAGGCAAAAACAACAAACAAAAAAAAAACGAAAAGCAUGCAAUUGUUUUUCGUUUUCCGUUGAAACAAAGAAAGAAACCCUUUAUAUAAGACUUAGAAGCCGACAAAACUAUUAUAGACUUCAAAAACUUUUGUCCUUAAUUAACAAAGAAGAUUUGGUGGGGUUUUUUUUCUUUCUUUUUUUAAUGAUGGGUUUUGUGAAAAAGAUGGGUAGUGGUAAUGGGAGAAUAUCAUCAUCAUCAUCAUCAAGAAGAAGAGUUGUGGUGGUGAUGGCAUGGAUGGGCGUGUUAGGGUUGAUGGGUGUAAAUGCUACCAACUCCAUAAACUACAAAGAAGCUCUCACCAAAUCUCUCAUUUUCUUGGAGGCUCAAAGAUCCGGAAAGCUCCCCCCCACCAACCGUGUUCCUUGGAGAGGGGAUUCCGCCCUCGACGACGGGAAACUCGCUAAUGUGGAUCUUGAAGGAGGGUACUAUGAUGCGGGGGAUAACGUGAAAUAUGGACUGCCGAUGGCGUUCACGGUGACAACGUUGGCAUGGUCCACCAUUUUCUACGAGAAGGAACUCCGUGCCACCGGAGAACUCGAGAAUGCUCGUUCUGCUAUCCGUUGGGGCACUGAUUAUUUCCUCAAAUGUGCUUCCCGCAGAAACCGCCUCUACGUUCAGGUGGGUGACCCUAAUAUGGACCAUCAAUGUUGGGCAAGGCCGGAAAACAUGAAGACGCCGAGGACCGUCUUGAAGAUCGACGACAAAGAACCCGGCACUGAGAUCGCGGCCGAGACAGCCGCCGCUAUGGCCGCCGCCUCCAUCGUCUUCCGCCACGUGGACCACAAGUACUCUCGCCGACUCCUCAACAAAGCCAAAUUGCUUUUCAAGUUUGCGAAGAGCCACAAGGGCACAUAUGAUGGAGAGUGCCCCUUCUACUGCUCCAACUCUGGCUAUAAUGACGAGUUGUUGUGGGCGGCGACGUGGCUAUACAAGGCAACGAGACAGCAAGUGUACCUAAGCUACAUCAAGUUUGAAGCCAUCAGUGGAUAUGUCGCCGAGUUUAGUUGGGACCUCAAAUACGCCGGCGCUCAAAUUCUCAUCGUUAAGAUGAUGUUCGAAGGCAUAAAAGGUCUGGACAUAUACAAACAACAAGCCGACAGUUUCAUCUGCUCCAAUCUCCCCGGCAGUCCUUUCCACCAAGUUUACACCACCCCAGGUGGUAUGAUUCAUUUGAGGGAUGGGGCCAACACUCAGUACGUCACGGCCGCCGCGUUUUUGUUCCAAGUCUACGCCGAUUUGCUUCAGAAACACAACCAAAAGAUUUCCUGCCAGAACCAACUGUUCGAUUCAACUCACCUCAUGGCUUUCGCCAAGAAACAGAUUGAUUACAUACUCGGAAACAAUCCAAGAGGAAGAUCGUACAUGGUGGGAUUCGGGCCGAACCCGCCUCAGCAAGCCCACCACAGAGGAGCAUCGGUUCCCAUGGCUGAAGCGAAUUCGCCACUAAGCUGCCCGCUGAGCUUCAUGAAGUGGUACAACAAGAACCGACCAAACGCUAAUGAGCUCACCGGAGCAAUCUUGGGAGGUCCCGACCGCCAAGACAACUUCCAAGAUUUCCGGUGGACUUCUGUCUAUACUGAGCCAUGCACUUACAUCAACUCCAUCGCCGUCGGCGUUUUGGCCAAGCUCGCGGCGGCGUAAAGCCGCGUUUGAUCGUUAAACGCGUGCUUUUUAGGGUUUUUUUUCCUUCUCGACGUGCAUGUGGCUGGCCAUGCAACGUGAUACUAUACUUGGAUGUCAUUUUGUAGGGAGGUUCCGCAAUAUUUUUUCAAAAGAAAAAAUCACUUGAAGAAAAUAUUUGACGGGGUUAAGAAUUAAAACCCGAGUAACUGUACGAUGGUUUAAUGAAAUGAAAAUAUCCGAGUAAAUCUUGUAUACUUUGGUUCCA